UCUGUUGCUGCGUUAUGAGGCUGAAUUUCUAAUGAGGACAUGUUGGUUUUGAUGACAGACUUGGCUCUUGUCUGUCGGCUAUUCGGCCUUUUGUGCGCGCAAUGGACUGUUUGAAUUGUGAUUUGUGAUUGAAACACUCUGGAAGUGAAAGUGCCGAACGAAUAGUGUGCGAAACAAGUGAAAUGGAAUCGAUAUUUGUGUUGUUCUGACGCGAGGGAGGAGUAAGAAAGUUUGUGGAACUCGACGCCAGUGCUGCCAUCUGUGUUGUCAAUGCUCUUAGGCCUACUCAUCCACGGGGAUAAUUUUUUACUCGCAUUAUGAAACUGAGCCCAUUUUUGCUCCUCACACAUGACGAUUCUACCCCAAAGAUGUCUUCUCUCGUUACCUAUGUGCCCUCAAAUUCUGUCUCCAUCCAUCUACCUUAAUGUUCACCCUCAGCUAUGUAGUUCUGGAGCCUUGAGAGGCCACUCAGCUCCCAACCCAUUCAUCAGGGAAGAUGUCGCAACGAGUUAAGCGAUCCCUGAAAACAGAUGAUGGCCCAGUCCCAACCAAGCGCCGCAAAGGGCGGCCCACCGUGGAUGAUGAUGACUCAACCUCCAUAGCAGACAGCAUGGGGGCUUGGGCUUCUCGAUCUCAGGAUAGCCUCAAGCCCCCCAAUAUCUACAACCGUACAGUUGCAGAAGCGCCUGCUGAGCUUUUCCGCAAGGAUUUGAUUAGUGCCAUGAAGCUGGCAGAUUCUGAACCUCUAACAGCUGAUGAAUAUUGGGUGAUAGGAGAUCAGUGGAAGCAAGAGUGGGAGCGUGGGGUGCAAGUACCUGUGAAUCCUGACUCUCUUCCAGGGCCUUCUGUCACCCUCAUCAGUCACUGCCCAUCCUCUACUAAGCCAGGCUUUGAAUUUAAGCUGCCAAAGAACAAGUAUAUCGCCAUUUGCAAGGAUGAUUCUUUUGAUAGUGAGACACACAUCCUCUCUGAUACUCCAGCUAAGGCAGAAAAAGCAUGUUCUUAUGAUUUAGAUGAUACUGAUGCUGCUUGGCUACAAAUAUUCAAUGGUGAAAGAGCUGCCAUGGGUCUGGUCCCUAUCAAAGAGGAUCAACUAGAAAGAGUUAUGGAAGAACUUGAAAUGAGAUGUUGGGACAAAAUACAGACAAUAGUGAAAACUGAAGAAAGCCUUGGUAUUGAAUUUGAUGAAAAUGUUAUCUGUGAUGUCUGUCGCUCGCCUGACUCAGAAGAAAGCAAUGAAAUGGUUUUUUGCGAUAGUUGUAACAUAUGUGUUCAUCAAGCUUGCUAUGGCAUCACUACAAUCCCCUCUGGACAGUGGUUGUGUCGCACUUGUGCUCUUGGCAAAAGACCAGAAUGUGUUCUCUGUCCAAACAAAAUGGGCGCCAUGAAAAGUACACAGUCUGGUAGCAAGUGGGCUCAUGUCUCUUGUGCUUUGUGGAUACCAGAAGUUAGCAUUGGCUCUGUUGAGAAAAUGGAACCUAUUACUAAGAUUUCAAGUAUACCACAAAGCAGGUGGGCCCUCAUAUGUGUCCUUUGCCGAGAACGUGUUGGUGCAUGUAUACAGUGCUCUGUGAAGUCUUGUAAAACUGCAUAUCAUGUUACUUGUGCUUUCAAGCAUGGUCUUGAAAUGAAAGCCAUCAUUGAAGAUGAUGCAGCUGAUGACGGUGUCAAGUUAAGAUCCUAUUGUCAGAAGCAUAGUGUUACAAGUAAAGAUAAGAAAAGCUCAGCCUCAUCAGAGGAUGACGAGUCUAAACGUAAAAAGCGGAAAGAUAUGACUUCUGAAGAGAGAAACCAAGCAAGAGCUGCAAAGCUUCAGGAAAUUGAAGCAGAGUUUGACAAACAUGUAGUUCACACUGAUGUUAAACAGUGCUUGGAUGUAGAUCCUGAAGGUAUUCUCUACAUCUAUAAUUUCUGGAAGCUGAAGCGACGUGCUGGUGGGAACAAACCUCUUCUAGCUCCUAAGUCAGAUGAUGUCGACCUCUUGUCUCAGAAGCAAGAACAAGCUGAUCUAGAUAAGAUGCGAAUGUUUGUGCAGCUGAGACAAGACUUAGAACGGGUACGAAAUCUGUGCUACAUGGUCAGCAGAAGAGAGAAACUGUCCAGGACAUUCUUCCGUAUGCGUGAGCAAACGUUCCAUAAACAAGCAGCUGUGCUUAGUGAUUCAAAUUGUUCACUGUCGCAGCUGGAGGUGCAAGCAGUUAUAGAGGCCAAUCAUGGUCCAUCCAUCUAUGACCGCCUGUAUUCUCACACCACAUCUGAGUCUUGUUCUACUGACUUCGAUGUUAUUCUGGCUCGAAUCACGGGUCUUGCUGUACCUGAGGAGAAUGAAAAACCGAAGACAUCAGAACUCAAUGGUUUGGUGAAAUCUUCUGGAGGUAGACGAUCUGGCAUGGACAAUCCGUACAAACGUAUGUACUCGAACGGUAUCUCCAGAAGACGCAGUAGUUUAUGUAAUAGCAGUAUGUCUAGUGGCAGUGAGACUGAUUCAGGGGCCCAACCAAGGAAGGAUUCCCGGUUAUGUUUAGACACCUCGGCUUCAAGUUCUGAAGAUGACAAACGCACCUUGGAGCGGAAACCACUGAGAGACAGAAAUGAAACUAAAGUAUCAUCCCCUUCACCAUCCAAAUCUCCUCACAAAAGUUCCCGGGCAGCUAAGCAUAGUCUAGAAAGUGGUGCAUCAAGCACAGAAGAGGAGAAACCAAGCCCUUUGAAAGGAUCAAGACUGAAAAAGUCUUCACCAUCCAAAGCAACUGAAGAAUUUCCAUCUCAACCAUUAUCCUCAAAGACAGCUAGUCGCUUGGCUAGCUUAGGGUUAGCAGACAGUGGAGGCUCGUGUUCGGAAGAGGAAAAGCCAGUGCUUGGCCAAUCAAAGAAGUCACGUAACCGCAAGAAACCUAUCUCAAAUCUUAAGAAAAGUGCUGAGAAGGAUAAAGCAAGUAGCAAAGCUGCAACAAUGGCCAAAUUAGGUUUGGAUAGUGAUGCUCUUAGUACAGACGACGAAAAGUCUGUAAGGAAACUUAGCACCGAUGCAUCCGCUCCAGCGAAAAAGAGGGGGCGCAAGCAACCUGUUACACCAGCGAUAGUAAGAAGAGAUUCAUCAACAGAGGAUGAUGAAGUUAUCAGAACAUCAAAGAGCAAGGGCUCUCAACAUCGAAACCAUUUGAAAAAGCCAGGCCCAGAUUCAGAUGUUAAAAUGUCUGUUAGUGAAGAUAGUGAUAAUGACCUGCUCAUCAGGUCCUCUUCUAAGACUGAUAGUAAGAAGAUUUCAAUCUACUCUGAUUCUGACUCUGACUCGAAAGAUGGAAGCUCUUCAAACUUGACUGCUGAUCACCACCAAAAUAUGAUGAGAACCAAAGGAGCUAUGAAGGAAUUUGUUGGUUUACCUUCAAAAUCUGGAAGCAAAUCCCCGAAGAAGUCAUCAAAAUUAAAGUGUAAAGAUGAAGAAUUGGUUGAUGACACCUCAAAAGAUAAGGAGAACAUUAAGUCCAAAAAGAAAGAUAAUGCAGCAACCGAUCUCAUUGUUCCACAAAGGCAGGCUGCAAAGAAGGCCUCAGAAAGUAUUCAGAAAGUCUCUCAAGGUAGAAUGAAAGACCUGGAUCUUGAUAAAGAAUUACCAUCCAAGCCAAGUCCCACAGAGCCUGAGAAGACAAAAGCAAAAUCCAAAUCCAAAGAUGAAGAGAAGAAAUCCAGACCUGGUAGGGACUCCAAAUUGGCGCCAGAUAUAUAUGAAUUUGACAAGGACCCAGAUGCAGAGCAGGCAGAAAUUCUAGCUUAUGUCCCUCAAAGACAAGCAGCCAAGAAAGCCAAUGAACACAUGAAGACAAGUAUCAAGAAGACUGACAAGGAUGUGCCUGAGGUUGGCCGCUUGGAAAAGGGGAAGAAAGAGCUUGAAAUGGAGAAGUCCAAGAAACCCUCUAAACCAGAGCUGAGGACAAAGAAAAUUUCCAAGUCAUCAUCAUCUUCUUCUUCCUCAAGCACGUCUUCAUCUUCCUCAUCAGGUUCAUCAUCUUCAUCCUCUUCAAGUUCUGACAGUGAUUCGGAAAGCAGAUCCAAAUCUCCUGCUAAAAAAGAUGUCAAAGCUGAGAAGACACCAGAGCCUGAGCUUAAAAAGGUCACUGCGAAGAAGGAGGAAUGGCCCUUUCUUGACAAGGAGUCCAAGUCCUCUGAGAGCAGUUCCCUGGAUAGCGACUCAGACUCGGAUAAAGACAAGGACAGUAAAAGACCUGCUACUAGGCCCAAACCAUCUGCGAAAGAGAAGGAGGGUUCCUCCUCUCAGUUGGCAGGCAAGAAGUCCAGGAAGGCGCCCGAUAAGAAGCUUAAAACUUCCGACGGGCGGCCUGAACUCGAACUUCAGCAGCCGCCUUCUGAAAGAAAUGAACCAUUCCGAUCGAAGGACAUCAGGUCCAGCAGUGGAGGUGCAGGUGAUCGGCUCAGGAGUGUUGAGAGUGGACCAGCUUCGAGAAGAUCAGGAAAUCUACCUAGUUUCGAAGAACCAAUCUCCCCGAAGACCCCAGACACGAGCAGGGGAAGGUCACGCACUAAGGGAGCUGAGGAGUCACCAAGAGACAGAGGAAGAGCGGGAAAACAAGAUUCAACUACUCAAAAAGAUCAAUCAAAGACAGGGAAGAGAAAAUCAGACGAAGGCAAAGACAGCUCUCCCCUUGUCAAGCUUGGGUCUCCGCUCAGGAGAAGUGAAACGCCGCGGAGAGGAGCCAAAAGUAGUAGUCCCUCCAAAGAGGAAAGUAAGCCCAAAUGUUCUCCAACUGAGGUCAAGAAAGUUUCAAAGAAAAUAGAUCUCCAGUCUCCCGAAAGGGAUGUGGAGAGGAGAAAAAGUACUAGAAAUUCAUCAAGUAGUUCUCCUGCCCUCAAAAAUCUCUCUGAAGACCAACCAACAGAUUCAAAGGUGUUGUGUUCUCCUACAAGUGGUUUUAGAUCUCCUAAGAUGGUUACUUCAGAGAUAGGUCUCAAACAUGAAGAGGAGUCCUUAGUGAAAACGAUGAACUCAAUUCUCACCCCCAUUGACAAAGACAUUUCUGUGAUAUCCAACAAAAAACAUAGCCCAAGACUAGAAGUUUCAAGAGAGAAACCUGUGUUGGAAGAGAGUCAUGCCUCCUCAUCUUCCUCCUCCUCCUCCUCAUCAUCAUCAUCCACUUCUAAUGAUGAUGAUGGAGGAAGUAAGGAGAAGUCUCAGGAAUCAAUACAGAACAAACUACCAUCUGAAAAGAACAUCUUACCUGAAGAAUUAAAUCAGAAGAUGACGGAAUCAGUCCAUGAUAGAACAAAGAGUUGCGGCCUUGAUGCUGGUAUUGACUUUCCAACUACUGACCAGGAUGCCUUGGAACCUAAAAAGAUCAACUCACGGAGCAGUUCUCUUAGUGGGGCGCCGUAUCAACAUCGCUCAAUCUUUUCUCCUCAGCCACCCAAGGAUUCAGGAGUCUCUGACCUCUUUGAUUUCCAUAAUGAUUUGUAUGCAGUUGAUGAUUCCGUAAAUGAUGAUGGAUUUGGGAUACCUCCUAAUUCAGAGGAAAUUAUGAGAGCACCUCUCCAAUUUUCCUUUAGUAAUGAACUUCUCUUCAAAGAUGAUACUAAGGAAGAUACUACUCGAGAGACCAUGAAUCUUGUGGAUAAGUUACGACUUAGUUAUUCUAAGCAAAAAUCUCAACCUGGGGUUGGCGAUAUGCCAGAAAUGACUACAACUCUUACUGCAGAUGCUACUUCUGAGCAGGUUGAUCCUGAAAUUGAAGUUGUUCCCAUGCAACCUAAACCACCCAUUGAAGAAAUUAAUUUGGCUGACGAAAUUAACAAGUCUCAAAACUCUGCUCCUGAAAUCACCGCUGGGGUCACCCCUCAUCAUGGUACACCCCAUGCUGAGCCUCAAUCUAAUACUCUGGAACAUCCACUGCAUGACAAACUUGAAGCACCAGUGUACCAGAGUCCUGCAAUUGAACCUCCUUUUAGUGCUUAUUCAUGUGCUGUUGAGGCAGAUAAAUCUAAAGGACUGCUGGGGGCACAAAUUAUGGAAUCAGCAAAGAAUGCUCAAGCUGAAGAGCGAUGGAUUCCUCCAAGCGUGUAUCCAGAACCAGCUAAAGAAAUGCAACCACCUUCCUCAUUAGGACUCCCGUCUCAUCACUUGGAGCUUGGACAACUUUCUCAUGAUCCAUUUUCGCUUCCAUCUCAGACCCAACAUCAAGAUAUGUUACCCAUGGGAUCUGAAAUGCAGCAACAGUCCCUUCAUCAUCAAGAUAUGGAGAAAUCACUACCAUCACAUGAAAAGCAGACAUCUUUGAUGGCUAUUGGCCAUGAUCAAUUUGACAGCAUGGGUCAGACGCCUCAUAUGGAUUCUCCACUGCCAUAUUCUGAUCAUCAUUCACAAGCCAAAUGGGCAGACAGUCAAGUGUUACCUGUACGCCGUGAUUCGACAUCUGACGAUACUGACUCUGAAGAUGAUGCUCACAAUGAAUCGGAACCACUGCCUCCAUCAUCUACACAAGCCCCACCUGCAGUUGGAACAGAUCUUAUGACUCCUUACCCAGCUCCAUCAAUGUCAUACCCACCAAUGCCAGAGGCUCCAUCCUACCAUUCGUACUCGGAAGCGCCACCAUUUGUCAACCCUGCACCAUUAUUUCCUCCUCCUACUUUUACUGGAUCUACUAUGCCCAAUAUCCCCAAUAUGCCUAGCAUCGCUAAUAUGCCUAGCAUAGCCAAUAUGCCCAGCAUAGCCAAUAUGCCCAGCAUACCCAAUAUGCCCAGCAUACCCAAUAUUCCAAACAUUCCCAACAUUCCGAAUCUCUACCAUCAACCUUAUGGGACCUUUCAAGACCACUCUCAUGGUAUUAUGUCUUCAAUGACCAACAAGCCAGAAGAGCCACCACAGCAAAUACCUCCACCCUGUACAGCUGCAUUUACAUCAUCAUCACACAACAUGGCGUUUACUGCUGCAAUGGUGUCUCCGUUGCCUACUGCAACUCCUACUCCGUCCCCUGUACUUCCUCAGGAUCCACCUCUCACACCUGCUGCUUUCCCAACAUCAACUGCUCCUCCAACUCCAUCACCUGUACUACCUCAUGACACCUUAUCAGCGUCCACUCCAUACUCCUCUCAAACAUCUCUGGAGUCCCAGACCAUCAUAUCUGCCUCUGAAAAUAAUCAUCAGUUGCCACCUGUUACUUCAAAAGUUGCUUCAUCUGUGGGCAAGAAAACUCCAACUAAGCCCACUCGCUCAUCUCCAAGGGUUAUAUCACUUCAACAGAAAAGCCCUGGGAAAUCUCCAGGAAAGUCUCCUCGACAGCAAGAACCCAUUGGUGUUAAGCCUCCACCUCAACCACGGGGCACUGCCACUGCUAAAAAAGCACCCAAGGCUCCAAGAGGAGCUAAUUCUCAAGGAAGAGGAAGAGGACGGGGACGUGGAAAGGGUCGAGGUGGUUUUAAUGAACUUGGAAUUUGCAACAAACUGGCUGGUACUGUGUUUGAUUUGGACUUUGAUGAUGAUGAUACUGAAAGCGUUGAAAACCUUAGAGCCAUGAGGGAAAGGAGAAAGUCAACAGAUAUCAAAGGGUCAGAUGGCUCUUAUCAAUCCCAAGAUUCAUCAGUUUCUCCUAGGUUUGCAAGUCCUUCACAUGUUAGUAGCAAGCAUCGAAGCACUGUUUAUCAGAACCAAAACCUCUCUGAUCUUAGACCACCAUCACCAAUUCAUGAUGGUCCAGCAGCAGUGGAUGAUGACGAAGAUAUCAACCCAUCCCCUGAACCAGAAGAAACUGCAGCCUCAAGUCAAGUACAAAACUUCAAUGAAUGUGUCUUACCAGGUCCUGUAGACAUGAGAACCUACAGUUCAUUUGAGAAUCAACCAACCUCAGCUCAACCAGCACCCUAUCACAAUAAUCUUGUUGAGUCACUUGGAUCUGAACAACAAGAACCUGAUGUUGCCGAUGACAUUGAAAAGGAAAUUCAGCAAGCUGUUGCCAAAGAAAAAGAAAAACAUGUUGAAGAACCAAGGGUGUCUCUACCUGACUCCCGCCAGUUGCUUAAAGUCAAAAUUAAAGGUCCGUUCCAAGAUGCUAAUUAUGGAGCAGCUGCACCAACAGUUACUCCUAUUUCACAACAACAACCUGCGCUGCCAGCUGUGGCCCCUCUUGACUCUAUGCAAGGUCCAGGUAUGGCAUCAGGAUCGGCAAUGGCUUCAGUUUCAGCAUCAGGAACAUCUAAUUUAAGACGAAUGCGGAAGAAAGAACUACUUCGUCAAUAUUGCUCACAAGAUAUGAACAUGGAUGAUACUGGUGCCCAAACCAUGCCAGGUCAUGCUGUUCUACCCACUCCGCCGGUCAACCGUACUGUUAUAUCAAUACCCAAGGCUGUUGCUUCAAUGACGACUAUUCCAACCCGAGAGGACUACAAAGCUGUGGUUGAUGCAAAUAAUGAAAAGAAACGAAGAAAGGACAAGACACCCAACUUCUCAAAUUCCUAUGCACGAAGAAACAAUCCUGAUGGUCUUGAUUAUGCUGAUCUUGAAUCCUUACCUGAGCGAAGGCGCAGUGUGGGCUCUAAUGGUAGCAAUAAUUCAUUCCCUUCUGCUGAGGUAAUUCAACCGAAGAGGAAAGGUCGUGCUCCUCGGAAUUCCGCUCUGCCUACAGCUACUCCAGAAAUGGCAAUAACACCAAAGCUAAAAAUCAAGAUUGGUGGCAAUAGCACAGAAGUUGCUCUUCCUGUUGCUGAAAAGAAAAACCUCAGGGUGCGUCCUCCAAAGAAACGACACACUCCACCCCCACCUCCAGCCCCAUCAAUGGAAGAACUGCGAGCUGAAAGCAUGAAAUUCCGUAGGUUGGUUAUGAAGGACUUUGGAGAUGGUGAAGAUGACAAAGAGGAGCCCGUAGUUGUUGCCCCUGUGCCCAAAAAGAAGAAGAAAAAGAAGAAAAAUUCUAGAUCAUCAUCACCAUCGCCAUUACCUGUUGUACCUGAAGUUCAAGUUAUUUCUAAUGAAGUUGCAGCUCCUAAACUUAUCAUUCGGUUUGGCAACAAGGGCACUUCCAGUGCAAAUAGUAGUUCCAAUAGUAGUGCAACUGUAGCCUCUGGAGAAUCUGGGGCAAAUCAAGAAAAAACCACAGAUGGUUCUGAUAAAAUUGUGAGUGUUAACCAAACAGAAAGGUUACCUUCCUCUGUAGACUCUCAACCUUCAGGAGGAGCAGUUGCUAACCAGGACACAAACCAGCCAUUAAACAUUAGAGGAGAUCUGGACAAAAAUCAGACCAGUGAUGCUUCUGCUUUGAGGAAAGUACGAACAAGCAGAUCUGCUGUUUGUUUACCUAAAUUAAAAUUAAAAUUAUCCCGGUGUGAGGAGGGGUAUGUGAUGAAAACCCGUGAGGAAACCGUGUCGCACCCUGAUGGGCAGUCAAAUGAUAUGGAACCGCCUCCUGAAAAUGUUCAUAAUAGGACUGAAAUGAACUCAAGUACAUUGCCUCUCAGUCAAGAUUGUGAAGUUAGAUGAUAAUGGUGGAAAUUAUUAGUCUCAAUUAAGUUUUAUAUCUAAUAGAUCUGAUUAUCGCCGAUGUUAGUUAAAGUUCGAAUUUGUACAGUAUGGUGCCAAGCUUUUUGUGCUGCUAAUUCCCUCAUUCUUGAGUCUGGCUUCAAUUUUGUAUUGGUUUUAGACAUUUCAGGAGUUGACGUUUUGAUAGUUUUAACAUUUUAAUCAAUUUAUUUUAUAAUAUUCAUGUUUGUUGUUGAGCUAUAAAGAUAGGACCACUUCAAUUACAUGCCUCCUUUUUUUUUUCGGAAUAGCUCUUUUGAUUAGAUUAUAAUCGAAAAUUAACUUAAUUAUUGCUCAUCUCUUUGUUUUCUAUUUCAAUAUGUUUGCUUGACUGCUGCAUAGUUUGAGCAGUAAUUGCCAAUAUUUUUAUGACGCUUUAGUGUUUUUCAGUUUCUUUGUUGAAAAAAUCUGAUUCAGCUUCAUCGGUUUGUUCAAUGUCCUACAAUUUUUUAGUAUACUUUAUAACUCUUUAUAAAAGGAAAUAAUGUUUAAGUGCUAUUUUCUAAAUUUGGAAAAGCUACAAACAUCUUAAUCAAGUUUUUCAGACAAUCAAACUAUAGAAAUCCAGUUGUAAUCUUGUAGUUAUAUAUUUAGACAUUUUAAUACUUGCCCUUUUAAUGGUGUCAUUUUUAUUGGAUCAUUACUAAGUUGUACUCUCCUCUUAAUUGGAUUGAUGUUAAAAUGCCAUUCAAAAAUAGCCUUGGGCUUUGUUUGAUUAAUACUGGUGAUUGAAAAUGAUAACUCGCCUGCAAUUUGAUUCUUUCCUAACUUUGAGGGCAGAGUUGACUUAAGGCAGUAUUUCUUGUUAUUGAAUUUAUCUAUCUGUCACCAGUAUGUGGUUUCAACUGAGCACAGUACAUGGUAUUUUAUCAGGAAUUAGUAAGCAUAUGAAGAUUGGUACCAAUGUCAUCAUUAUUUACUGUUGAUUAGUUUUUAAUCCUUAUUUGUUCCUCCUCUGUGUAAUUGAGUGUGUGUGAUUGUGUGCAAUGGAGGAAGGGAUCGUACUGGAGGCUGUGCAGUUCCUCAGCUGUGGGCCACUUAGUGGUCAGGAGUACUCUCUUUAAGGUCCAGAGCUCGAAGAGUGCUUGACUUGUACAAAAUUUUAGCAGUCUUUUCUGGGCUGAUGCUAAGUUUAACUGAAUAUUCUAAAGGUGACUCUCAAAAUAAUUUAUAACUAUUGUUGUUACAUAUGUUUGUAAGGAUAAAAAUAAAGUAAGUCUUCAGGUCAAGCUAUUAAUGUAAUCAUAGUUAUAUUAUAAUGAUAUUGUACAUAUAGUAAUCUAGUAUCUAAUCUUUUUUCCUGUAGGCUGUCUUCUUGUAAAUGUGCACAGUGUAUUAUUUAUAGAAAAGUGUAACACAAAUGGUGCAAAUGAACAAACUAGUGUACAAAAAGUCAAUUACUGUUUCAUUGCAGGAGUUCAUAUUUUUGUAUAUAUUGUGUUUAUUGAAGAUUGUUUUAGAGCGGUUAAGUCUUUGUAAGUGUAUAAUUUAAACUCUUAAUCGAAAGUGAUGUGGCAUUGUUUGCAUUCUGUAAUGCAUUUUUAAGGGAUACUAAUUGUGUUAAAGUUGGGAUCUAUAUUAGAGCUGAUUAUCUGGAUAGACAAUUGUUUAAACAAAUCAAUAUUGGUUAAUAGUGGUCUAAUGGUUGUGAUGUUGAUGUUGCCAGCCUUUGUUUUAAAAAGCUGUAUGCUUGUUUGCUCUUUUUCUAAUAUUCUGAGCUGUAUGUAUAUAUGAGUGUUCUAUUUGCAGACAUUGACCCAUUGUCUUGGAUCAUACAGCUCUUGAUCUUGCUUGUCUCUCCAAAAGUCGUACCAUACUGAAAGUUAAAUCAAGAAGGCAGGGUGAACUAAUGGAAUCUUUACUUAAAUCAAUGUUGUUCUCUCUUAGGUAGAUGAUUGUUUUACCUGUCAAGCUCUGUUUUUGAUUGCUGUAGAUGCUCUUAUAAAUUUGCUGUAGUUCAGUGCUUUUGAACUAGCUUUGUUUCGUGAGAAGCAAAUUUCUUUAAGUAGCUUCAAAAUUUCAUAUAACCCAAGGUACAAUUCAACUUUUGGAAGUUAUUUACACUGAGUAUCUUGCUCAGUUUAUUUGUUUUUGUUUUUUAAAAAAUUUCUAUGCCAUACUCUAACCAAAGUUGCAAUAAUAGUUUUUGUGUAGUAUCGUUGGAACCCUUGGCUGCUGUGCAGUUCAUCUACUGUGGAACAUGAGCAUGCUGUGCAUCCAUUAGUGGGUUACCACACUGUGGUGUCAUUACAAAAGGGUGUGUGAGCAGGUAAACAAAGACUGUUUUAUACUUGAGUUAUGGUUUAAAUUAACGGAAAAUUGGAGAGUUUCUUAUAGCCAAUAUCAGGAAUAUUCAAUAGUGAAUUAUUAUGUUACCCAUAUGAAAAAGGUAGAAUACUAGCUUAUAAACGUGGAAUUUGUCUGAAUUCUGAUGUAUUUAUGUUUAUGCUGCCCUUUUAUAACUUUUACUUCUAUUCCCAAGCCCAAUUAUUUUCGUAUUGUUCUUUUACAGCCCAAGUCUGUUGCCUACAUUUGCACAACUAAGCUAUAUAAGUUUUCAUGAAAAUGUUGUUCAUACCUGUGAGAUUACUUGAGAUUUCCUCUUUAACUGAAACUGUAAUGAAUUAGUUAAUUCCCUUUCAAUUUACUGUUGCAUGGAGACUCUUGUUAUGGUUACCUCCACUCAAGUAUUUUAUUAAUAUGAUCAUGAUUCAAUGUCUGCUAGGUGUUACAUGUUAACUGUUGAAUAUCACUUCAUAUUUAUUAUUUUGGAUCAAUGGACAUUGAUUUAUUCAGUUACCUUGCUGUUUCAGCCGCUUCCAAUCAACAAGCACUUUUAGCCUGAGUUCACUUCUUGCAAUUUUAAUUUGACGCCCAUUCAAGUUGUCUCUUUACUUAUCUUACCAUUGACAUUGUGGAACUGGAUACUCCUUACGGGAAGACCAAGUAUAGUGUCAUUUUAGUGGAAUUCCCUUGAUGGGAGAGGCCAAUAUGAGUGUUUUUAUGUAUGUGAGCAAUGAUAGUCAAAACUGUUUUAGAGCUUUGCCAAAAUAAUUCUGCACCUUGUUAAUGGA
Molecule: messenger RNA, 12591 nt
Organism: Frankliniella occidentalis (western flower thrips)
Lineage: Eukaryota; Metazoa; Arthropoda; Insecta; Thysanoptera; Thripidae
Product: PHD finger protein rhinoceros
Exons: 12
Coding region: 497-9478 (2993 amino acids)
Biological process (GO): regulation of transcription by RNA polymerase II
Source: RefSeq, a predicted model, not a curated record